CUUCCGGGGCCGGCCGGGUGCCGCCUGCAGCCGCCGGGAUGCUGCUGCCGCGGGCGGGCGGUGCUGCGGGCCGGGCCUCGCCGGCGCUGGCCGCCCUGUCCCAGGUGCUGCGACUGGAGCGGAGCCGCCGCAGCGCCAUCGUGUUCCCGCUGCAGAAGCUGGAGCGGCACCUGGCGCCCGGCACCGACACGGCGCGGUUCCGCCUCUUCCAGCCCGGGCUGGCCGCCCUGCAGCGCGCCGAGGCGCUCUUCAGGUCCGACCGUGGGCACCCCAUCGACUACGUGAGCUCCGCCGUGCGCAUGGACCAUGCCCCGCCGCCCGCCCUGCCCGAGGUGUGCUUCAUCGGCCGAAGCAAUGUGGGGAAAUCAUCUUUAAUCCGGGCCUUGUUUUCACUGGCUCCAGAAGUGGAAGUUAGAGUGUCAAAAACUCCCGGCCACACCAAGAAGAUGAAUUUCUUCAAAGUAGGGAAGUACUUUACUCUGGUGGAUAUGCCAGGAUACGGCUAUCGCGCCCCGCAGGACUUUGUUGAGAUGGUGGAGGCCUAUCUGCAGGAACGGCACAACUUGAAGAGGACUUUCCUAUUAGUUGAUGGUGUAGUUGGACUCCAGAAAACAGAUCACAUUGCAGUAGAGAUGCUGGAAGAAUUUGGGAUUCCUUAUGUGAUGGUGUUAACAAAAAUUGACCGAGCUUCCAGAGGAGUAUUGUUAAAGAAUGUACUGGAGAUCCAGGAGUUUGUAAAGGAGAGCACUCAGGGAUGCUUUCCUCAGCUGUUCCUGGUCAGUUCUGUGGAGUUCUCAGGGGUUCACUUGCUCAGGUGUUUUGUAGCCCAUGUUACUGGAAACCUGCCCAGUAUAGAAGCCAGCUGAAAAGACCUGGUGAUCUGCUUGGCUCAUCAGCAAGAAAAGUAGGUGCAGCAGGAUAGCACGCCUUUCUUGCAGACGUUGAGCUGCCCCGUUCCACAGGGAUGAAGGAAAGAACACAUCUUUAAUAGGAACUGCUUUUCCAUGAGUGUUGGCUUGAAACAGAGCGGAAUAAAAGACUGACAUCUAGAGGA
Poecile atricapillus (Black-capped chickadee) is the source of this 1054-nucleotide messenger RNA. RefSeq names its product GTP binding protein 8 (putative) (gene GTPBP8). The record is from RefSeq and is a predicted model, not a curated record. The coding region runs from base 39 to 866 and encodes 275 amino acids. NCBI's taxonomy places the organism in Eukaryota, Metazoa, Chordata, Aves, Passeriformes, Paridae. Gene Ontology annotation, cellular component: mitochondrion. Gene Ontology annotation, molecular function: GTP binding. The transcript is spliced from 7 exons.